Molecule: messenger RNA, 4315 nt
Organism: Acipenser ruthenus (sterlet)
Lineage: Eukaryota; Metazoa; Chordata; Actinopteri; Acipenseriformes; Acipenseridae
Product: somatostatin receptor type 5-like
Exons: 2
Coding region: 572-1672 (366 amino acids)
Biological process (GO): regulation of insulin secretion; cellular response to glucocorticoid stimulus; neuropeptide signaling pathway
Cellular component (GO): membrane; neuron projection
Molecular function (GO): somatostatin receptor activity; neuropeptide binding
Source: RefSeq, a predicted model, not a curated record
UUAAAUACCAGCGCUCCAGCCAAUGGGACUCAUAAGGAGUGAAGCAGCUGAAUACUACAUGCGACGUGAGAUAAACCCAGCAGCUUUCUUAGUAAGGGCAUACUUUUGCAUAUGUGCUAUUUAAAACACAGACUUCAACAAAAGUAGAUGUUAUAAAAACAAACAAAACACACACACACACACACACACACACACACACACACACACACACACACACACUAAAAUGUGCAGUAAAUGAAUUAGCAGUCACACAUAGUAGAAAGACAAUUUACAACAACCACCAUACCUGUAGUGUAACAGCUCAUUUGUAAACCGUGCACAAGUACUACAAUAAUUUCCUGAGAAUGGUAUAGCUGGAUUACGCACUGAGAAUAUCAACGUUUAAGAUAGCUGGCGGCGGUUUAAAAUUACUUUUAGAGUUUGGGUUGGAUAAAAGAUGAAGACAUUGACUGAACGACAGUGACAACUUGUUCAAGGUGGAGGGGAUGCCGAAGGUUAUGGACAGGAUCUAAAACAGGAUUUGUAAUCCUUCACGUUUUCAUCUGGGAGCCCUGAGAACACUGUGGACACCAUGGCUGUCUUUACAGAUCCUCCUUGGGAUGUCGGCUUAAGAGAAUUCAACCAAUCUACUGUCGAUAACUUAACUCACAAUGAUAAAACAAUGCAAGACCUGCCCCUACAGGGUGUAAGCGCUAUCAUCAUCCCUAUCAUUUAUUCCAUAGUGUUUGCAGUCGGACUUGGUGGAAACACUUUGGCCAUCUACGUAGUCCUUCAAUACACCAAAAUGAAAACGGUUACCAACAUUUACAUUCUAAACUUAGCGGUGGCUGAUGAGCUUUUUAUGCUGGGAUUGCCUUUCCUUGCCACGCAGAAUGCCCUAUCCUAUUGGCCUUUUGGAAUAUUCCUCUGUAGACUUGUCAUGACAGUGGAUAGCAUCAACCAGUUUACCAGUAUCUUCUGCUUGACUGUGAUGAGCAUUGACCGCUAUCUAGCUGUGGUGCAUCCCAUCAAGUCCACCAAGUGGCGUCGGCCCAGAAUAGCCAAGAUGAUCAAUGCAACUGUUUGGAUACUGUCCUUUAUAGUUGUGCUACCAGUAAUCAUAUUUGCUGACGUCCAAGACAGCAUACAGACUUGCAACAUCAACUGGCCGGAACCAACAUCAGUCUGGUCCACUGUUUUUAUAAUUUACACAUCAGUUAUAGGGUUUUUUGGCCCAUUGCUGGUGAUUUGCCUGUGCUACCUUCUGAUUGUGGUCAAACUCAAAUCAUCUGGUUUACGAGUUGGGUCGACAAAGCGAAGAAAGUCUGAAAGAAAAGUCACCAAAAUGGUGGUCAUUAUCGUGGUGGUGUUCGUAUGUUGCUGGCUACCCUUCUACAUCCUGAAUAUAGUUAACCUGAUUGUCAUCUUGCCAGAAGAACCUGUCCAGAUCGGAGUGUAUUUCUUCGUGGUGGUCAUGUCUUAUGCCAAUAGCUGUGCUAACCCAGUCCUAUAUGGUUUUCUGUCUGACAAUUUCAAACAAAGCUUUCGACAAGUGCUGUGCUUUCGCAAAGGGAAUGGCGUUGAAGACGGUGAGACCAACACGCAAAGGACAGAUAAAGUUGCCGUUCAGGAAUCGAUUUUAACCAUGAAAAACAACAACACUAGUGGCCACAUGCAAACAAGUCAGUUAUGAAGGAAGUUCCAGAUUCAUUAAGACAAUAACAAUAUGUAACGAAAAACAGGACUUUUAGAAAUGUGUAUAGAUCAUAGAAUGAUUCAUGUGGAAUUGAAGUGACAGACCAAAAUUCUAAAGUAAUUCAUCUUAAUUUCAUGAUUCAAUUCGAUGACUGUAUGGUUUCAAUUUACAAAAUAACUGUGAGAAGAGCAUGUUUUGUGACCUUUUAUUCUGUUGCUGAUUGUCUAAGAAGAGUAUUCCAGUGCCAAACUAGUCAAUCAGUCUUACCAGUCACGUUAACCUAGCUCAUAUGGAAUAGUCAAUUUUCAUUACAAACAGCAUAUUUCUUCAAAAUUUAGAGUUUGCGUUAUUGAUAACAUUUUCAAUAGGGGUUAGUUUCCAGGUGUAAAAAAGUGCAGUACUCAGUCUUCAAACACAAAAAAAUGCUUUUGCCCAGCUCAAAACCAUUACUUACAAAUAUCGUUGUAUCCCUGAAUAGAUUAUCGUCUCAGCUUCAAGUACAUGCAAUACAUUUAAAGUGCAGUAGUGCCCUAAAUGCUAUAAUCUUCCUAGUCCUUCAUUUAACCUUGGCGACUGCUAAGAUUGAAUGUCAUAUUAAGAUUAUAACCCAUGUUCUGUGCUCAGCACCCACUGCCUGUCAUAGCGUCUAAAAAGUUGGAUUCCUCACAGAAUAAUGCGAUUGCUAGAACAUGGCUUGCUACUCAGAUCUAUGGUCUCUUUUUUAAUUCUUACGCAAGAAGAUUUGUAAAUAGCAGAAACUCCUCAUAUUGCUGUACCAUGGUGUCUGUGAUAGUGAAUGUGUUUUCAAUAAAAUCUCUUAAAUGAGUAAAAUAUGUACAAUCUGCAAAAAAAAAAAAAAAACACAAAUGUGUAUGAGUGCAUGGAACAGUUUCCAACAUCCAACAAGGAAUGAACAUCUACCGUUUUGUGUCACACCAGCAAGGAGUUAUUUUCUGCUUUGCUAUAACUAUUAUAUUUAAAUACUUUGAUGUUGGUUAAAAAAAAAAAAAUCUAUAAAGUAAUUCUACUGUGGCGACUGUCUAAAAUAGCUCAGCUUCACUUGAUUGAUAAAGCCAUUCCAUUUUCAAAGGUGAUGCUAGUUAUUUGUUGAACAUGCACACACAAGCUUUAGGUGAAAGUAGAUUUGAUUAAAAUAUUCUAAAAGACAGUUCAGAUUCCCUUGAAUAUUAUCAGUGUAGCUGCUAGGUGUUUAGAACCCAUACGCAAACAAUGUUAGAGGCUUUUAAUAUCAAACACAUACUUACUGUCCUUGAUUAUGUGCUAAAUGGUUUCACUUGUAGUGAAUUGUAUGAAAGACCUGUAAAAACAAGAAAGACUUGUUUAGGAAUCUCAUGCAGUAGUGCAAAAUGUCCACUGUAAUUUUUUUUUUUUUUCUGAAGGGAUAUUCAGCAGGAAUAUCAGCCUAUGUACAUACAGAUAGAGUAUAGAUCCCUUUCUGCAAACGAGGGCAGAUCAUAUGCUGAAAUGCCCUUUUUGGAAUGGAAUACUGCAUACUAAAAGAGUUAUAUACUAAGUAUUUUUUCAUUACAUCGUUGUGCAGUUAAAAAAAAAUGUGUUGGUUGGUAUUUCUUUGUGGCAAUAUUAGCAUUACAUAAUUGUAAAAUCUUUGUUACAGUUUCUGAUACUUUGCUAGAAGUGUGGUUGUGCCAUAAUUAUGUUUUUUUUUUUUUUUUUGUGAAUUUGCCACUGGAACAAGAGUUUAAUGGACUUACUUUUUGCUAACAUGGUGUUAGAUUGAGGGACAUUAUUAUAGAUUUAAGUGUACUGCAGCUGUAUCUAUGUACUGUCAAGCUAGUGCUUUGGUUCUGUGACCAUGUAAAGGUGAUACAAAAAGGAUGUUUUACAAAAACAAAAAAAAAGUAAUACAUAUUAAUAGUAUUUGGAUUUUGAAUGUUAAGAUUAUUUAGCUGCAUUAUCACAUUGUGUCUUAUCAUGGAUUAUAUUUAUAUUACUGUUUGUGUCGCGUACACAGACUUGUCAUAUUCUUUAGAUCGUAAAAGCAUGUAUUAUCAGGGUUUGUUGAAGCUGGUUUCAUCAGUGUAGGUGCGGAACUUUGAAUCAAACUUUGUGUCAAAUGAAAAUAUUCUGUAUGUUAAUUAAUCAAUGUAUACAAGUGUAAUGUAUCUGUAUAAUAUUGUGUAUUGAACUUGAAACAAUCAUACUGAAAAUAUAUAUUGUACAUGUGUAUUUAUUUGGUUAUUAGUUUAAGUAAAAGUCUGUCCAAAGCUUCAUAUGUUGUAUUAUUUUUUAAAUGUAUUUUUCUCAAUGGUGUUUCUUGUAGAGUGAUUUUUAGUCAGUAAUGCUCUCGCUGUUUUCCAAGCAUGUUUAUAGACAAGAUGUGAUGUUUCAAAGUGGGUAACACACACAAAAAAAAAAAUCAACGGAAGGCAUAACCUGGGAAGAAGAAUAUUAAACUGCAAAAUUACAGAACUAGCUUACCAUUAAACAUGUUUUUAUGUGAUGCUGAAAUAGUAAGUUAUCAAUAUUAUUAAGGAGCUGUCUGUUACCAGUUACUAUUGAGUUAAUUGCUGGUAAUAAAAUGUAGUGAUAAUGUGAUAAUGUAAUGUGUUUUUGUAGAUUUUCUGUUCAAUAAUAAUUAAAACAGAUGUUUUAUUAUGA